This is a messenger RNA of Cervus elaphus (red deer), 1702 nucleotides long. It is a transcript of the gene IFI44, whose product is annotated as interferon induced protein 44. The record is from RefSeq and is a predicted model, not a curated record. The transcript has 9 exons. NCBI's taxonomy places the organism in Eukaryota, Metazoa, Chordata, Mammalia, Artiodactyla, Cervidae. The coding region runs from base 130 to 1419 and encodes 429 amino acids.
CCUGCCUCUCCAAAGCCUCAAGGUUGCUGAGAAAGUUUUUUCUCCCACUUUGUGCCUGCCUAGCUGUCAGACAGAGCAGCUACCCUCAGCUUCAGCCCUUGAAGAGAUUCUCCAAACAGAUUGAGAAGUAUGGCAGUGGCAACUCGUUUGACAUGGAGGCAAGAGAAAAAGCUGCAAAAUUACUUUGGAGAAAAGCAGUUUAGUCUUCUCUAUAAGGCCAGUGUCCAUGGAUUCUCUACUAAUAGUUUGCUUAAGAUAUGCUCUGAACAAGGACCCACUCUAACAGUGGUUUACAGUGAAGAUCAGAUUGUUGGGGCAUAUAUGCAAAAGAACUAUGGGGAAGGAAACUAUCUAAUCACUGUUUUUGUCUUUCAAGAGAUUACAAUUACAGAAUGCAAAGUAGGACCAUUUAAACUACGUAUGUUGUUUGAUGAAGACUAUUAUGGAAAUUGUGAAGUCAGUAUACAUCUAAACAAAAAAACGAUGCAUUUUAGUAUAAAUACAGUGAAAAAACUUGGACUAUCUCAACGUUAUAUUUCCUUCCAGGAUUGUGAAGUUUUUCGAUGUGAAGAUUUAUUGGACAAAAGGAGGAUGAAUGGGAUUACUGAGCUCAAGGAGAGCUUAUUGUGUGCUAUAAGAAAUUACGUACCAUAUGGAGGCCUGGUUAACAAAAUUCGGAUUCUGCUUCUGGGUCCAGUUGGAGCUGGGAAGUCUAGCUUUGUCAACUCAGUGAAGUCUAUUUUCCGAGGCCAUGUAACGAACCAGGCUUUGGUGGGUUCUAAUCCAACUGGGACAUCUGAAAAGAACAGAACAUAUUUCAUUAAGGAUGCGAAGGAUAACAACACUCUGCCAUUUAUUCUGUGUGACUCAAUGGGGCUGAGUGAGAAAGAAGGCCUGGACAUGGAUGACAUACCCUAUAUUUUAGAAGGCCAUUUUCCUGACAGAUACCAGUGUAAUUCCUUGAAACUAAUGCCAAAAGGUAUUGGUAACCAUACAGGCUGCCCAUUGCUAGAGGACAGAGUCCAUUGCGUGGCAUUUGUGUUCAAUGCCAACUCUGUUGAACAGCUCUCCAAUCAGAUGGUGAAAAGGAUCAAAAGAAUUCGAAGGGAGUUGAUUAAGUCUGAUGUGGUCCAUGUGGUGUUGCUCACUCAUGUAGAUACCUUGGAUCUGAUUACAAAAGCUGACCUCAUAGACAUAUACAAAUGUGUGCCUGUGAAACUUAAGCUAGAGGCAGUUCACAGAAAACUUGGAUUCGCUCUUUCUGACAUCUUUGUGGUUAGUAAUUACACCUCAGAGUGGGAACUGGAGCCUGUCAUAGACGUCCUGAUCCUCUCUGCAUUGAAAGAGAUGCUGUGGGCUGCAGAUGACUUCUUAGAGAAUUUGCCUCUUGAGAACACAGAGAUCAGAAGAAAGAAAUGAUCAAGUGUGAAUAAAGAAAAUAAGCGAGCAUGUUGCAUAUUAAAGCUUUUAAUCUCAUCAUAGAAGAGUGAAAAGUGUGAAAUGAGAAAAUACGGGGAAAAGGGAAGCAGCUGAACCUGAGGGGGAUAUUUUAUUUAAGUCUAGAAUGAAAUUACACAUACAAAAUCAUAAUACCUAUAAAGAGGAACAGCACAAUUUAAGUCACUAAUCAUACAAAAGACUAAUAAUUUCUUUAAAAAUUAUGUUCUGUAUCUGUGAAAAAUUAAAGUUUCUUCUUGUAAAA